Rosa chinensis is the source of this 5027-nucleotide messenger RNA. RefSeq names its product putative disease resistance protein RGA3. The transcript is spliced from 11 exons. Gene Ontology annotation, biological process: defense response to other organism. Bases 220 to 3105 code for a protein of 961 amino acids. Gene Ontology annotation, molecular function: protein binding; ADP binding. NCBI's taxonomy places the organism in Eukaryota, Viridiplantae, Streptophyta, Magnoliopsida, Rosales, Rosaceae. The record is from RefSeq and is a predicted model, not a curated record.
AAAAUGGUGCUUAAAUUGUUCACCAAGAAUUCUUCAAAGCACAUUAUAUAAAGCUGGUUUUGGGGAGUAGCUAUAUUACCACCACCACAUCAUCUUGAUUUCCUAAUCGUGUCAUUUGCCCUUUUGUGUAUACACCAGAAAACCUUCCUACUUGGAACUAGUUCAUUUUCUCCUUUCCUAUUUUCGUUUUCCUCUGUCAAUCCAUUUCUAAACACCACAAUGGCUGAAGCACUUGUGUCCUUCCUUGUAGAGCAGUUGGGUUCCUUCACCUUCCAACAUGUGGAACAACAUGUGAAACUUGUUGUGAAUGUCGAAAAGGAAGUAGCAACUCUUACCCUCAACCUCGAAGCUAUUCAAGCUGUGCUCGCGGAUGCAGAGAGGAGGCAAGUCAAGGAGAACAGCGUGAGACGCUGGCUCAGCAAUCUGAAAGAAGUGUCCUACGAGAUAGACGAUGUGGUGGAUGAGUGGAGCACUGAAAUCCUGAAACAACAAAUCGAGAACCAAGGUGACAGUGCUAUUGUACCUAAGAAGAAGGUAUGUUUCUCUAUUCCCUUCCGUUGUCUUUGUACUGGCCAAGUCGCUCAGAUAAUUUCUCGUCAUGACAUUGCUGGGAGGGUAAAAGAGUUGAAUGGGAGGUUAGCUUUGAUUCAUGAACAGCGAAAACAAUAUAAAUUUCGUCAAAAUGAAAUUGAAUUUGAGCAACCUGAACGAAUUAAAAGUGUUUCAGGUGUCGAUGAAUCUGAGACAUUUGGCAGAGACGAUGAAAGGAAUAAACUAGUAAGCCAGUUAGUGAGUGAGCAUAGUGAAGAAAGGAAGAAGCCUCUUGUCAUAUCUAUUGUAGGUAUGGGGGGGAUAGGCAAAACAACUCUUGCCAAACUAGCCUAUAAUGAUGUAGAUGUAAAGAAUUGUUUUCAUACAAGAAUAUGGGUUUGUGUCUCAGAACCCUUUGUACAAAUUGCGGUUGCCAAAGCCAUCCUUGAGGGUCUUAAUGUAAGUUAUGUCCCAAAUUCAAAUGAGUUAGAAACUUUUUUUCGACAUAUAGAGUCAGAAAUUGAGGGCAAGAAGUUCCUCCUUGUCCUAGAUGAUGUCUGGGACUCGAACCAUACAAAGUGGGAUCCAUUCCUGACCACAUUACAGUGUGGUGCCUCAGGGAGUAGGAUUUUGAUUACCACGCGAAUAGCUCAGGUUGCUAGUGCAAUGGGAACAACUAGUGACCACACAAUCGAUAUAAAGGAGUUAGGUGAAAAAACUUGUCGGUCAUUGUUCUAUCACAUUGCAUUUUUUGAUGGUGAGAGAAAAGAGUCUAAAAAGUUUGAAGAUAUUGGUAAUCAAAUUGUACGGAGGUGCAAAGGCUUGCCUCUUGCUGCUAAGACUUUGGGUAGUCUAAUGCGGUGUAAGAAGACACUGCAACAAUGGGUAGAUGUUUUGAAUAGUAAGAUAUGGGAAAUAGAAGUGGUUGAAAAUGAAGUUUUCCAACCAUUAUUACUAAGUUACUAUGAUUUGAAACCAUUGUCCAAACGUUGCAUUUUGUAUUGUGCUACAUUUCCUAAAGAUCAUGUGAUUGUUAAGGAUAAGUUGAUUGAAUUGUGGAUGUCACAAAAUUAUCUUGAAGUCAAAGGGGGAAAUAAAGAAAAGACAACAGUAGGUCAAUGGUGUUUUGAGAACUUAGUAACGCGGUCAUUCUUUCAAGAUUUUGAGGAAGAUUUUGAGGGGAACAUUAAAAGUUGUAAAAUGCACGACAUCGUGCAUGACUUUGUGCAAUAUUUAACCAAGGAUGAAUGCUUUAGUAUGGCGGUCAAGGGUGCUAAUGAGAGAAUGGAGUUACCGGGUGAUGAGGUCCGUCAUUUGUCUUUAAUGUUUGCACACGAGGGUACAUUUCCUGUUUCUUCUCUCAACUGUAAGAGUUUGCGCACUCUCACAGCUUUUGAAUCGAAACUUACUAGCAUUGGCGUAGAGUUGAUUUCGCAAUCAAAAAGUCUUAGGACUUUGAAGUUGAGUGAAAACUCGAUUUUAGAAGUUCCAAAGGAGAUUGGUGGAUUGAUACAUUUGAGAUAUCUGGACUUGUCUCAAAACCAUGAACUGAAGGAAUUGCCCGACAGUUUAGGUGAUUUAUACAAUCUGCAAACGUUGCGGCUUGUCGACUGCAGUGAACUUGUCAAAUUUCCCGAUGAAGAGGCAAUGAGAAAGCUAACCAAGUUAAAGCAUCUUUAUGUCGAUCGGUGCUGUCGUCUAAAAUCAAAAGGGAUAGGGAGGUUAACCGGUCUGCAAAAGCUAGAUGUGUUUCAUCUAAAUGGUUAUACGGGUGAGGACAAAGAAGGGACGUUGAAGUUGCAAGAUUUGAAAAACUUGAAGCAACUUGAAGGGAGUCUUUACAUUGCACAGUUGGAGUCUGUGGAAGAUGCGAGUGAGGGUGUAAAGGCAUGUUUGAGUGAGAAACAUCUCCUUCAUCUGGAUCUAGAUUUCUUAUGUCGCAAUGGAUGUGGAAAGUACAGGAGAGAAGAAGGGAGGGGCCAAAAUGAUAGAGAAGUACUGAAUGGGCUGCAACCACAUGGAGAUUUGGAAUCAUUGAGCAUCUGGAACUGCCAGCUGGCUACUUCUCUGUGUCCUGAUUGGAUCUUGUCUUUACAUAAUCUGACAAGGCUUGUGCUUGGGUUAUUUGGUAAUUGUGAGCUGCUUUCGGGUCCAUUUGGGAGAUUGCCGUCGCUUGAAUCACUUGAAUUUGGGGGGAUGUGGAAAGUGAAAAAGGUGGGAGUGGAGUUAUUGGGAAUUGAAGAAAGAGAAUUACAAUCAUCCUCCUCCUCCUCGUCUUCUCUUAUUUUAUUCCCCAAAUUGAAAAGCCUCCGGUUCGUUAGGAUGGAUGAGUGGGAAGAAUGGGAAGGAGUCCCUCCCCAGAAUAAUAUUACCAUAAUGCCCUCCCUAUCUUGCUUGGAAAUUAAUUGCUGCGACAAACUUGGUACGUUGCCCGACUUCCUGCGCAAGACACCACUACUACAGGGUGUGAUCGUCUUUGAUUCUCCAAUUCUGGGUGAUAAAGUCCGGGACAAAACAAGUGAGGAGUGGGCCAAGAUUUCUCACGUCCCAGACAUCCGAGUGAGGAAAUUCUGAUUUCAGGCCAGACAUCAAAGUGGUUGGUUGAUGGCAAGCUGUGGCGAUUUCAGGCGGCGAGUUGUUGAGUGGUCUUGUCUUCUAAAAGGAUUAUGAGGGUCAAGCCUCCAAGUUGUAAUGGCUGGAUUCCCUAAGACCGAAUGCCCCCAUCCUCAGGAAAUUACUUUGGCUCCCACAGCAAGCUAAAAGCAUUUACAAUGGCAUUGGAAUUUCAAGCUGAUGGUUGAUAUAUCAAGUAGUUUACAAUCAGGUCCUUACAAUCAGUUCUUUCUGUGGUUUAUUUCUCUGUCCUUGCCGGAUCCUCUUCCUCUCUUCUAUCCCCCAAGUUCACUUGCUUCAGGCUGAGUCCUUGAUCUUUCCCCAAUAUCUAGCAGGGUUGAAGAUCUAAGGCUUCUUCUGAUGCUGGAACCCAGCCCUCUAUCCAGUGGAAAUGUCUGUACUCUGUAGCUUUAUUUCUUCAAGAUUUGGAAAGGAAGGCUUGCAAGCAAACUCUUAUGUGGAGGGAAUAGGGAGGUCAGGUCUUUUUAGUUCUGAUGAUUGGAGUCCACUGACGAGAUGAUCCCCAACCGUCAGUACUCUUUGUGCUGUAUUGAAUAAAAUUUCCAGUCCCCCUUUGGGUAGUUUGGAACUGACUGUCUUCAUUUAAUACAGCUUAUAGACUACAGAGGAAUUCUUCACACUAUCUCGUAGUGUACUGCUGAGAUUUAAUCUAAAAGCAUUUACAAUGGCAUUGGGAUUUUCAAGCUGACGACUGGAUAUAUGCUUUGGGAUGUCAUCAUAAGAUCAUUCAACUGUAGUCCAGCUAGAGAAAUUGAACCACCUGCAAAACAGCAUUUUAAGUCCGAGGUUUAUCUAACAAUGAGAAUGCACCAUCAAGAAAACUCUGCACACAUUGAUGGAUUGAUGAGGUUCUUACUAGAGCAAGGCAUUUUGCUUCACGUAUCUCAGAGAAGUUAAUUAAGAGUGGAUGUGUCCCUGAAUUCCAUUCCAUGGAAACACUGGGGAUGACCCUAAAUGGCUUGUAAACAUUGAAAGGAAGCUAUGGGAGUUUGUGAUCAUGAGCCGUCACGCGAGGAAGUUCGACACCAGAUUGUUUCGUUGGUUAUAUAUUUGUACCUAGGAAGGAAAAUAUUUAAGGCGACUAAAUAGUGGUGAAAUUGAUACUUACAUCAUUCAUCAUCAGGAUUGUGAUGAUAUUGUUUGUGGCUAGUACCCAAGACUGUUCUGUUAUGCCGUCUAGAAAUAAAUUUUCUGCACCAGCACUUUCCACUGAACUGAGUGAAUGUACAAUGAUCUUCAGAGACAUUUGAAAGCUGUUCUUUCUGUGAUUUAUCUUGCUGUCCCUACCGGAUCCUCCUCUGCUCUUCUAUCCCCAAAGUUCACUUGGUGAUGUGGUGCUGAAAACCUAUACAGCAAUUGCACAAUACAUGAGUAGAGGUGAAACUAAAUUGGAAAGCAAAGCUACAUCUUCGUUUGGGAAUUCUUUUUAUGCCUAUCUCACUCUUGUAUGGUGGUAAACCUCAAACUGCAGAAAACCAAAGUUGCUCAGCCAGACUCCUUUAUGAGUAAACUGAUCUCUUCUCUUGAGGCAUCUGUUGUGUUCCUACAGAGGAAAUUAUGAACCCGGGUAUCAGUCAAUUAGACAUAAAAUUAGACAAAGUUGCUGGGUACGUCUCAUCUCAUAGUCUGUAGUUUGCUGUGGAAUUAAUCAAAGCAGAAGAUUUCUGCGUUGGUUCAGCCUGUGAACCAUUAAUUAUUUGCUUAGGUCAUCAAAUGCUUUGUAAAUAGAUGAUUUUGUGAUGUGGAUGAAGAGCAUCCUGAUUGAUUUGCUUGACCACCCACCGGUCCAGGCUGAUUAUUUCUGUUGUACAUCUUAUGAAUAACUUAAUAAAGUUUGAGGUAUUUCAUGAAAAAAUGAAAAG